This is a messenger RNA of Exserohilum turcica Et28A, 2445 nucleotides long. RefSeq lists its product as uncharacterized. Bases 129 to 2213 code for a protein of 694 amino acids. The record is from RefSeq and is a predicted model, not a curated record. The transcript has 6 exons. Gene Ontology annotation, molecular function: protein binding. Gene Ontology annotation, biological process: Golgi to plasma membrane transport. Lineage: Eukaryota; Fungi; Ascomycota; Dothideomycetes; Pleosporales; Pleosporaceae. Gene Ontology annotation, cellular component: exomer complex.
GGAAUUCUUGUCACGCAUCUUCCGGGAGCCCCAAGCGCAUGCGACGCCCCUCGUCCGGCCUUCACCCCGCUACACGUCCCUCUCUACCGCGCCCGCCGCCCCCGCCCCGUGUGGCCUGCAAUUGAGCCAUGGUCACCUCGCCAGCUGUUCCCGAAAUCUAUGAAGACGAGCUACACUCGGCCAUCGAAGCGCGCUCAGAAUCCCUCCAGACGCUCCGAGAACUCGGCCCGCCCGACCUGGUCCACCUGAUAAAACAGCCCAUCAAGUCUGCGACAAAACAGAUUGGGGUAUACCAUCAUGUCUGCGGCAUAGACGCUUCCUCGUCGGCCAGCCUCGCCGCCUACAUCAACACACUCACCUACUCUGCGCACGACAAGCAAAACAAAGUCGUCUCGGGACUAUACUGCUGCUACAAUGCCUUCUCGCGGCUGGACAUGCGCGUGCAGGUCUACAUUCCAGGAACCGUGGAGAGCUACUGCAUCGACGAGCGCGGCGACAAGCGAGUAGCCAGCGACGAGCUCUGGCUCGAGACGUAUCUCUGCAGCGUGCUGCGUGCAUAUUCCUACGCUGACGACGGCUCGGGCGAUACCAUCAAGAAGAUUGUGGGUGUGCGGAGGUUCAACCCCAUCACAAGCACGGAGAGCGAACACAGGUUUCUGGAUGCUGCGGAGCGCCUCUUUUUCAACGGCUGGCAAUUGGGAUCCGACCCUGAGAUCCAGGUCCCCAAUCUGGUUUCGAAUCACCUCACAACAGGCCUACUCCACUACAUUCACACAACCGGCAGAUACACGUCAGGCAUCAACCUGUUUGAAAAGCUGCGGACUCGUGAUCCCGAGAUCUCGUCACUCCUCGCCCGUGUUUACAUUGAAGCAGAUGAGGAGGUCAAGGCUGUACAACUACUACACGAUGCGAUCCAAGAGCUGCCCAUGGACUAUUCUUUACUGGAUUGCCAAGCCGAUUUCUGCAACAAGAAAGGCCGUGGUGAUCUCGCCCUCGAAAUUGCAAAGAGGAGUGUGGUGUCCGCACCUAGUGAGUUCGGCACAUGGGCGCGCUUGGCAGAGAUAUACGUCAGCCUCGAGCAGUGGGAUCUUGCCUUGUUGACGCUCAACUCAUGCCCAAUGUUCACAUAUCAGGACAAGGACGCUCCACGGAUGCCGGAACCCCAAAGAGUCUUCCUGCCAAUCAUGCCCGAAGCAAUGUGUGAUGAGAUAGAAGAUUCCAACGUCGACGACAUGGAGCUCGUACACCCAACGCUAAGGAAACUGCAUGCAGCUGGCUUCAAAGGCACCUUCCUGAAAGCCUACAUGCUGCUUACAGAGAUCACAAAGAAGAUUGGUUGGGAUCAACUGCUAAAGAUAAGAAGCCAAGUGUUUGUCAUGGAAGAGGAAUACCGCCAUGAAAAGACUGUCCAACAGCCGCACUCGCGCAACGCCAGCACAACAGCCCUCCGCUCUCCAUCUCCAAACACGCAUGCCCAACAGGUGAAUGGCAAUGAGCAUGGCGAAGUCGAAGAACGCAACUCCAGCGACCAAAACAACCACAACGGUGAAUCUUCCGGUCCCGGAGUAGAAGCUGAUCUCGAGAAGCCUGGCCACACAGUCGCCUCUGAAGUCGUCAAGGCCGGCAGCGAAGACCCCCACGCACAUGAAAGCCAGAACAACACCAGCAAUGGCAACACGGCGCAACAAAACUACACACACUUCCAGAACAAGCGCUUGUGCGAGCGCUGGCUCGACAACCUCUUCAUGGUCCUGUACGAAGACCUGCGCGUAUAUACGAUAUGGCGCACGGAAAUGGCUCAGUACCGCCAGCAGCAGUUGCUGUACAAGAAGAGCAGUGAGGAGUGGGAAAUCCUAGGCGAGCUGGCUGAGCGGCUGCACCACAGCGAAGAGGCCGUAGAGGCAUACGAGAACUGUCUGCAAAUCAAGUUUUCGCCAAAGGCCAUGAAGGGCGUCCUCAAGCUCGGCGAGAAACGCAAACAAGUCCGCGAUGUCACGGCCGCGCUCAUUCGACUCAUCACAUGGCAGUACCGCUGGUACUCCGAGUUUUCCCCCUCGCUCCUGUACACCAUCCGCAAACUCAUCGAGGAGGAGGGCGCCGUCAAGAUUCGCAGCAUCGUCCAAGGCACUUCGCUGCCCCAGCACGUCCUCGACCUCACCCACCAGUAUGCCGCGUUAUGCGCUGCCUUCAGGAGCAGCGGCAGUGACGGUUAGGUGCGCGAGCCUCUCAGCAUGUAUGGGGGUAUACGAAUUAAUAGCGUGCUAUCGUUUUACGCUGGUGCCAAAACAAACUAGAGGGUGUGCAUUGAUCAGUGACGGUUUCAGUGAGAAUAAUCCUGUCCAGAGAGCGUUGGCGUUGAACAUGGAGGCAUGGACAGUUUAGUUCGUAGUACAUUGUUUUUUUUUCAGUCACAUUGGCGAUACGGGAAAAUGCCUGAAUCGGUAU